Molecule: messenger RNA, 1338 nt
Organism: Bathycoccus prasinos
Lineage: Eukaryota; Viridiplantae; Chlorophyta; Mamiellophyceae; Mamiellales; Bathycoccaceae
Exons: 1
Coding region: 1-1338 (445 amino acids)
Source: RefSeq, a predicted model, not a curated record
AUGGUGUCUUCGUCAAGUUUCGAAGACAACGCGUCGGUGGAAACGCUCGUCCUCGCCGGAAUCACGUUUGGCCUCGCGCACGUUCUCAGCGGACCCGAUCAUCUCUGCGCUUUGGCGGUCAUUGCUUCUUCCUCCUCGAGUUCUUCUUCUUCUUCUUCGGAUGAUGAUUCGUGCGAUGAUGAUGAUGAAAAUGAUCAGGAUUGUAACGACCUUAACAUCGAAAGGGUGGAUGUAAACGACGACGGGAAGAAAAGGAUGAGGAGAGAAACGAAAAACGCGAAGGACGACGACGAAGAGUCCGGCGUCGUCGAUGAUGAUGAUGAUGAUGAUGAUUACGUUAUUAUUGCGAAUACUACUAACGAUACAAAGAAACGAUUUAAUGACCCAAAACUGCUUUUGGCGGCCAACAGAAGAAAAAGCCGACAACGAAGAGACAACUUCCUCCUGGGCGUCUCGUGGGCGUUUGGCCACUCGUUCGGGUUAUCUCUACUCGUCUGCGUGUUUUUCGCGCUGAAAAAAGAGUUAAACAUAAACGCGAUUGGAGACGUUGGGGAUAAGAUUGUUGGGUUUACGAUGAUUGCCAUCGCGUUCGCGGCGGCGAGAGGCGCGAGGAAGUUUCGCGUGCGGGAGAAAGCGGAGAGAGAGCACGUGAGAGAUUCAGAAGCGGAUGGGGAGGGAGAGGAGAUGGCGCAUUUAGGCGACGAGAUUAUUUUGGAGAUUGAUCCGACGGCGAGGACGAAAGUGGUCGCGUCUGGUUCGAAGGAGCACGAAGAAAUGCACUUGAGGAGGGAACCGCACGUGCACCAAAGGAGCGCGAGUCGCGAGCGACGCUUCGCCGGCGGCGGCGGCGGCGGCGGAAACAAGGAAGUAGUGGGGGUAGAAAAAGAAGAAAGAGGAGAAAAUGAUGAAGAGAAGAACGUUUCAAGCAGUGGUCGUGGUGGUAUACCGACGACGACGAAAGAGAAGGACGAGGAGAAGAAGGACUCGAGGAAAAAAUCAGCAUUCCUCGUCGGCCUCGUCCACGGCAUCUCCGGUGUCUCUGGUAUCCUCGGCGUUCUCCCCGGCGUCGUCUUAAACUCCUCUGCAAAAUCAGCCGCGUUCAUAGUAUCUUUCUUGCUCUGCUCUACCAUCGCCAUGACGCUUUUCUCCGUCCUGUUUGGCGAAACGUUGCGAAAAGCCGCCUCGUUCGCUGGCGAGCGCGGAAAAGGCAAAAGUGAUGGCCGAAAGCUCGCCUCGAACGUCAUCGUCGGUGCGAACGCGUUCUUCGCGCUUGGGUCAUUCGCGUGUGGCUUCGUGUGGUUGUAUUUAUCUUUCAGCGGAGAAGGUGUUGACGUUUAA